AACAAAAGUUCAACAAUGAUUUAGAACCGCAGCUAUUGUGCUUCUUGGCUGGAGUUUGGGGGAUUGGCCAGCAGUAUGUCUGAGAACCGGCAUGUGACAGUAGGCUUCGGCCAGGGUAGUAAGGUCGACAGUGUGCUCAUGGGCAGCCGGAUGACCCACAUCCGAGAGGCCCCGGCUGGGCAGCGGGAUCCAGGCAAGCCCCAGUCUUUAGGCCCGAGGAAUCGGCGCCUGAUGCACCAGAGCACCCUGUCACUAGGGCACCCACAGGCAUCUGGGACCAGCUACACCACCACACACACUCAGAGUUACUGUGGGUGGGCAGCCGACGGCCAACCGCUGGUCUUCUUUCCCCGAGAUCCCGCCUACCCCUCCCAGCACGCCAGUCAGCUGGACCUGAGUCACACAUCCACCAGCCAAUCACAGACACACAGCAGAGACAUCCAUGGCCCCAAAGACAUCAUCCCGUUCAAUGUUCUUCAUAGGCUGGGUCAGAGUAACUGGUCUCGUAAUCGCGAGGGUGUGGCCAUGAGAGAGGUGACCAAUCCCAAGGAGCCCACCCCCUACUGGACGACCUAUCGCAGUGAGCACAGGGGUCCUAGCCCCUUCCCCUCACCACACAGCCCCACUGGUAGACCCACACUGUGGCAUCAACAUGAUAUACUGACAGGUGAGGCCAGGAAUCCAGCAGGUCCAGGUAAAGCUAGGAGACAGUCUGGAGAGAGAGUCCUGUGGGCUGCGCGACGCUGGGAGACGGACUGCUGUGCCCUCCGACUCAACUAAACACACACAAUAAAACUGUACACACACUCUACAAAUCAACUGAGCACACUCAAAACCAACUCUGACCGAACUGAGUGCAGUUCAGUCCAACACUCAAAGACAAGACACUUAAAUACUACCAAAACCACUCAAAUAACACUCCAUCUCAAGUCAGAACAACUCACUGGCAUAACACUACUUCAGACUAAUAAACCUGCUCCCUGAAGCUCACUGUCCUGGCAGAUCUGGGCUGAGUGUUAAACACUGUCCUGGCAGAUCUGGGCUGAGUGUUAAACUGUCCUGGAGGGUGCCUUUUCACUUAACCUCUACGGGAUCGGUAUCCCGGAUAUGGGACGGUUGAGCUAA
This is a messenger RNA of Coregonus clupeaformis (lake whitefish), 1125 nucleotides long. RefSeq lists its product as uncharacterized. The transcript is spliced from 5 exons. NCBI's taxonomy places the organism in Eukaryota, Metazoa, Chordata, Actinopteri, Salmoniformes, Salmonidae. The record is from RefSeq and is a predicted model, not a curated record. Bases 76 to 780 code for a protein of 234 amino acids.